Messenger RNA from Dibothriocephalus latus, 1116 nucleotides. The record is from the annotation of a GenBank genome assembly. Lineage: Eukaryota; Metazoa; Platyhelminthes; Cestoda; Diphyllobothriidea; Diphyllobothriidae.
AUGAACUCACUGUCUCAAACGCAUUUCCACGCUGCUCAGUACAAGAAUAUUCGUUUCGCUGAGUAUCCGUACGCGGAACUACUCCUCGAGACAUGGCAAUGCGCCUACGUGCUGGUGGCAUUUUGCUUCGUAGCAAACAUCUUCAACUUUCCAGGGAAAAUGAUUCUGCUGGACAUAGUUUCCGUGCUUUUGAUCUGGCGCAUUAAUGGAUGGCAGUUUGCAAUCACUGUUAUCGUCAUAUCCAUAGCUUUCUCAGUCUUUGGUGCUUACCUUGGAAGAAGUCCUUUAUUUGUGUUGAUUGUGGGGAUGCUAAUGCUGGGAAAUAUAAAACACGUUCUCCUCUUCUGUCUACCACAGGAAUUCGUGUCCCAAAUAUUUGCUGUACCGAUGUCCAGUCCGGGCUUCAUCGACAGUGUAGUUCGGUCCAUUAUUUUGGGCAUUGAACAUACUCGAAUGAGGUCGGUCUCGCUGAGAGAUCUCCUCUGCAAUUCCAUCGGAUAUACCGUCAUGUCGCCCAUCUGCAUGCUGGCCCCUUUUGUACACUUCCAAGACUGGCGGAAGUGGAGAGAGGGCACAACCAAAUUUACUGUUACGAAUCGUCACCACUUGGAAGAAGAACGGCCCCCACCACGCACAGGGGAAACUGUAAGACGCACAAUCAGCAUUCGGCGGGUUUUGGUAACUAUCCUCCGUCUGGGCUUCUGGACCCUCAUCCUAAAGUACGGCUUUGGAUCAAUUGACUUUAUAGGCCAAAUGUGUGGACCUGUUCGCAGAAUCUCUCGAGGUCUCAAUGUUCUCCAGUUGGACGGUUUUCUCGUGUACUUCAUCGCUUUCAUCAAUGUUGGCAAGUUCCACCUCUUCUAUGUACUGGCUUACGGCUACUGCAUGAUAGUUGGCGAUCUUCAACAGUUUAUGCUUUCUCCACUCUUUGCAAAGGAGACCUUACGCCUGGUUUUGGAACCGCAGGAUACUCAAUCGGAAUUUUUGCUAAAAUCCACUCAGGAUUUGAGUAUUGUCGAAGAUCUUAUUUCGUCAGAGGUGACAAUAAACUGUCUUAUGCCUGACCCUCCGCGUUGUCCACUUGGAACGUUACAAAGCUCAGAAGUGUGGAGGUAA